AGGAACUAAAGAUGGCCAACAGUCUGCUAUAUAAGAACGAUCAAUAGGGGUAGCUUCUGUUAUUCGAUUCACAGUUUCCGCAGUAUCAGCAAUCAUGAAAGUGGUGUCUUUGUGUUUGUGCUUGUUCGCGUUCAUCGCAAUCAUCGAAGGAGCAAUCUAUCAUCGGUCCAUUCGCUCCCCUCAGUUCAGUGGUUCUUCUGCCAGUGCUAAUGCUCAAAGUUCUUCCGGUGGUCGUGGUGGUUUCGGAGGUAGCUCCAGCUCAAGUUCGGCCAAUGCUCAAACGAACAGUUUUGGUGGAGGAUUCGGUGGCGCAGGAAGCAGCAGUGGAGCUAGUGCUAAUGCUCAGACUCAAAGCUUGGAAAAGGGAGUUAGACCCAUAGGCGGUGGUGGACUUGGCGCCGGCGGUUUUGGUGGUCGACCUGGCUAUGGUGGAGGUUUAGGACAAGGAGGUGGCGUUGGAUUCGGAGGUGUCGGUGGAGGAUUUGGAGCUGGCGCUGGAGGAUUUGGAGGACGACCUGGUGGCUUUGGUCCAGGCCCUGUUAAUCGACCAGGUUUUAUUGGACAAGGAAACCAAGGAUUCGGAGGACGCCCAGGAUUUGGAGCAAGUUCAUCAAAUGCAAAUGCCCAAGCUGUAUCUGUUGGAAGAUAAAUAUUGAUUUACUAACGCUUUGUACUAUUUACUUUCGAGCAAGUGUGAUGUAGAACGAAUUAUUUCCAAAUAUUUUAUCCAAGCGGCCCACAAGCGUCCAGAUUUUCUCAUUUCUGUAAUAUAUUUUUUUAUCAUUUUAUAUUUCAAAGUAACUAUAUUUUUAUGUCUUCAUCUUUAUUGGAAGUAAAGUGUUUUUGACCCUGUAA
This is a messenger RNA of Hermetia illucens (black soldier fly), 855 nucleotides long. Its product is annotated as acanthoscurrin-1-like. The transcript is spliced from 3 exons. NCBI's taxonomy places the organism in Eukaryota, Metazoa, Arthropoda, Insecta, Diptera, Stratiomyidae. The record is from RefSeq and is a predicted model, not a curated record. Bases 95 to 649 code for a protein of 184 amino acids.